This is a messenger RNA of Gossypium raimondii (Peruvian cotton), 1490 nucleotides long. RefSeq lists its product as uncharacterized. The transcript has 6 exons. Bases 233 to 970 code for a protein of 245 amino acids. Lineage: Eukaryota; Viridiplantae; Streptophyta; Magnoliopsida; Malvales; Malvaceae. The record is from RefSeq and is a predicted model, not a curated record.
AAUAGGGGAAACCUAUCAUAUAGCAAUUAUUAGCAGAUUAUAAUCAUAAAUCCUCUAAUAAUCUGUAUCCCUAGUGGCAAUAGCUGUCUCAACGACAAUUAUCCGCCCCCAUUUGGGUCCCACACGCCGCCGCCCACGCCAAAACGUAAAACAUUAACUACAACAUUUAAAAGGCAGUAACUUUAGAGCGGGAGAGAGGAUAAGCUGUGAGAUUUCGUGGUUUGGGUUUUUAAUGGCGGAAUUAAACAAGCAAGAAAAAGUAGUUGUAAAUGGAAACGAAGAAGAAGGAGAAGAAACGAGGUUGUUAGAAGGAAUGGCGGCGUUAGAUUUCGACAUGCUAUGUUCCACGGUGGCUUCUCAACAAACCCAAGGCAAAUGGAGGGAAAUUGAAAGCUCCGGGGAAGAAAACGCCGUCGGCGUUUUGAGGAUGUGGGAAGGUGAAGUUGUUCUUGAUUUCAUGUAUGACCGCCGUGUCGCUCUUGAAUCCGCCUGUUGCCCCUGCUACAGAUUUGGGAAGAACAUGAAGCGGGCUGGUUUUGGUUAUUGCCUUCUUCAGGGAACUGUUUAUUUCAUUCUUCUUGUUAGUGUGUUUCUCAACAUCCUUGCCUUUAUGGUCACCGACCGGAUUUGCUUCCUGUAUUUAGCCGUUGCUUUCACCGUAUCUCUCGGUGCGUAUUCGGGGUUCUUCCGUAUGCAAAUCAAAAGAAAAUUCAAUAUUAUGGGUACCGAUAACUUGUUAGAUGAUUGCAUCUACCAUCUAAUCUGCCCUUGCUGUACAUUAUCACAGGAAUCCAGAACACUAGAGAUGAACAAUGUCCAAGACGGUACAUGGCAUGGUCGUGGUGAUAUAUGCAUAGGAAGCCACAGCGAAGGGAACAGACCAUUCUUUGAGCUCCACCAUCCUCAUCCUAUAUCAAUUAAGAUUCCGGAGCCCUGCAGCAUGCAAAGCGGUUUAAAUGGUUUUCGAUAAAGUUCGAACACGAGAAGCUUAUACGACAUGACUGCGGGCCUAAAGGAUAUAAUCUUUUAACAUGAUAAAGGAAAAUGAAAUGGUUUUGCCAAUGUGGUAAGAAUCAGACCAAUUAGACUGCCGGUUCAAUAGUAAGUGGUAUCGGUUGAACCAUCAGUUAUUGAUUUAACCUAUCGGUUUGAUCCGAUUCUGACAACCACAAAGUUCUACAUGUUAUGGUAGUUGGGGGAGGGGGGGGGGUGGACUUCAGAUUUGGGCCAAUGGUAGUUAGAUUAGAUAGCUUUUUUGGUAGAUUUGCUUAAUGGUAAAAAUAUCAUGGAAAUUCUUGUACUAGGACUUACAUUAUAUUUUUAAGUAAAUUAAUUAUUGUAUAUUAGAUUAAACGCUAAAUUGAUCUUUUUAUUAAGAAUUUUAUCUAUUUGUAUUGUACGUCAACAUAAGAUACAUGUAGUAUGCCACAGUCAUUAUUUGGUUAUUCCAUUAGCUAUGUUAACUUUUAAUAAAAAUCAUCAAUUUACUA